AUGGACUUGUUCGAGGGGCGGCAGCACGUCAAUCCCACGGUGUACUGUGCCCCGACGCUCAUCGAGCACGUGAGUAAGGAGUUAGAGAAGGAGUCGCAGAUCCAGAAGCAAGUGGUCGUGGCCGUGGGGGCGGCUUUUUCGAGCAUCAGCGGUGGAUGUGACUAUUCUGGCGAGAGUUCGCCAGCAGUUCCCCUGGACGAGUCUCUGCUGUCGCUCAGGUUAAGGCUCGAGGCCGGAGAGAAGCUGCAUGUAGGUCAGUACGAUUUAAAGGCUAUGUGGAUGAAGCAGCUGCUCCCCGACAUUCCGAGCACUGGAGGGAUGGUGCGACCUCGGCAUGCUGUCGUGCCGAUGGGUUGGGCCCACGCGCUGUACUGGUGCCAGACCAUACACGAGAGGUCGAUGUCGUCGGAGUCGGGGGAGAUCUACUGGGGCUCAGCGUCUCGGGAGAUGGUCGAAUCUUACCGCGACACGAAAGGUAUUCAGAUCGGCGGCACUUCUUGGGUGGAGGUCGCGCUAAUUUACGGGCAGUACUGGAUCCUCGCCUGCCGCGACGGCGCUUGGCCCCGGCCACAGCGCCAGAGCAUGUGCGUCGGCGAGUUCGGCGACGGCAGGAUGCUCACGGUGCUGUGCGGGCCUUGCCCGGACGGGCGGUGCUGGAGACGGUCGUGGUGCGAGCGCCGACGAGGACCGCAUCAUCAGCUUCCGCGGCCGACGAGCGUGGUGAGCCUGGACGCGGCGGUGGUGGAGCACCUCAACGAGGAGUGUUUCGAGGGCGCGACGGGGGGCGAGGGCGGCCGGUUGCUGGCAGCGCUGUCCUGGGCCUUCGCCUCCGCGGGCAAGCAGGUGUGUAACCCCCCUCGGGCGCGGACAUGCUCCGCGGCGUUGCGCCGACUUGCUCCGGGCGAGUCGAGGUUGCCAGUUCCCGAGAGCCUGCUCUUUGUGGUGGCGAACGAGCUGAUCGCGCAGGGGGGGUUGCAGCAGGGCGCGGCGGUCUUGGCGGCGCACCACUGCUACCUUCGCCCCGGCGAGCUGCCCCGCGCAACGUGGGGGAUGAUCCACCCGCCAGUCAGUGCAAGUGGGCCAGGGGCCACAGUCACCAUCGCGCUGCAUCCCUUCGAGCUCGGCGCGAGCUCCAAGGUGGGGGAGUUCGACGAGACAGUGAAGGUGGACCGGCUACCUCUUGCGACGGCGCUCCUUCGGCUUCGACGGAUCCGCCCAGCCAGCGAGCGCCUGGCAGGGGUCGGGUCGGUUGCCCUCGGCGAGAGCGUGGCGCAGAUCAUCCGCGAGUUCGGCCUCGAGGAGGCGAUCGGCGAGUUCAUGAUGUAUCGUCUCCGUCACUCAGGGCCAAGCGCCGACUUCCUGGCAGGCUCCAGCGGGCCUGCGCGUACGUUGUUUGUGCCCUUCUUUCUAGAGAUCUUUGCAGGAACGGCUCGCGUGUCCAGGGAGAUGGCUCGGCUCGGCUUCCUGGCGAUCGCUAUCGACACUCGGUUCGGCAUGAGGAGACAGCAGAUCACGGCGGUCGCGAGCAGGAGUGACCUUCCGAACGGGGGCUGCCAGGGCGCGGCUCGCUGGCUCCUGCGCCGCAACACCAUGUCGAAGUGCGAUGGCCCGACAAGACGUCGCGAUGUCUCGAGGCUCGAUCCUGAGUGCGCCAUCAGCCACGGCCCGAGCCCCGCGCGCUGGUCCGCCCUGAACUGGGCCGCAUUUGCUCCGCCAGGCUCCCGCGGGGGUACCGAAGAUGGCGAGGUGCAGGCGCCGAAGUGGACCAUGCAGGCGAGGCGCCCAGAGGCCGCGAGGUCGACCACGCCUGGGCCUGGCGCCUACACCUCGGGCCCGGUCUCCACGAGGGGUGCCACGAAGCCGAGCGGCCCAAGUUUUGGGUUCGGCACGUCGACUCGGCUUGCUCCCAGGAGAGACCCGGACCCAGGGCCGGGGUCGUACGGCGCCCCGAAGGACCCCCGGAAGGAUGACUCGAGGGCGUACGGGUUCGGCUCCUCGAAAAGGGGUGCUGGGUACGGGUCUUCUACACCUGGACCAGGUUCGUAUCAGCCGAACGCGUUAUUGACAAGGCCAGAGUCCCCGAGCUGGUCGAGCGGCGGUGGCCGCGGCAGGGAGCAGCUGCAUUUGCGCAACGCGACGAACCCCGGGCCCGGGGCGUACUCCAGCGAGCGGGCACCCUUUAGGCAGCCGGACAAGAGCGCGCAGCCAGCGUGGGGGUUCGGGUCGAGCCCGCGGUCGAGGUCUAGAGUUCGACAUCGCAGUGUUUAAAGUCCAGUGCCAGCUGGGGUCUGCAGUCUGUCUUCAGUGAGCGCUUGCGCCAUCGAGGGGUUCGGGGGCCGUUGCAUUGACUUCAACGUGCCCUAAAACUAUGUGCAAUGUUCAUGCGGCAGGGAGAUUAUCAUAUUCACUUGACGGGCACCCACGUUCAUUUUGUAAAUUGGUCCAGAAGGCACGUGGCUGAGGGCGUUGGAUUCCCUCCUCGGUCUGCAAGGCGCGGCGGUGGUUUCAUUACCCGUCUUCUAUCUACGGCUCCCAGUUGUGAUUGGCAUGUCCUUAUCAUUAGUUCGUGGCCAUUCGGGGCAUGCAGGUCGCCUCGACUUUCGUCCGAUCGCGGUGUGGUGACCCUCACCAUUGACGAGCCCCCGUCAGCAGCAAGACCGCCCAGGGGUAGGGGAGGUGACGGGAAUCGGAGCGCAUGCAACGGGGGUCAUCGUCAACAAGGUCGGCCAAUACCUCCCGAUCCCUUCUGGCUGACCCCCCGGAUUGGGAUCUACGCAGAUACGGUCCCCACCCGUCGAGGGUUCGUAGAGGGGGGGUUAUCCCAAGGUGAGGUUGCGGAAUGAACUCAGCUGGAUGCCCACAUGCUCUUAUUCCAAGAGCCGUUUGGAGCGAUGUUCUCGUGAACCCAUCUCUGCCCGUACGUCCCCCUACGCCCUUUUCUCUCCGCUGACCCGGGGCUGGGAGGUACUGUGCGGCCAGAGGGGUUCGCGACAUGGCUCUGGCUGUCCCGGGCUGGCGCGCCUCUCUUGGCAGGAGGGAGGACGCAGGGCAAGCUCCGCCGUCAACCCUGGCCUGUCGAUCGCAACGGCGCAUGGACAUUAUGACGAGCGUCGCGGUAUAGGGCGACAGCGAACACGGUUGGACAAGUGCGAUUGCAGGUGUCCGACAGUGUGGUCGGACCAGAAGCGCCCGAGGCACAUGCAGUGCAGAUGGCACCAGCAACCCGUGCCUCUCAGGUGUCCACGCGCUCCGAUCCGUCACUGGCAGAACGAGAGCCAGGGCGGCCAUUCGCCCCCCAGCCCAGCGAGGGAGAAAGAGGUUUUGAAAGUUUGGCUCCCUGGACCGCCUGCGCCCACCUGCAGCCGUGACGACGAGAGCCCCUCCCCGGGGCCCCGAGAACUGAACACGGCCAAAAGCUCAGUCCUCGAUCCGUUCCGCCCUCGAGCUAAGCGGAGUUUUUGUUUGCGGUCUCGUGGACAAUUGUCCAUCCGAUUCCGUUCCGCAGCAUAGGCGGAACGAAGACAGGACCAGGGAACAC
Messenger RNA from Prorocentrum cordatum, 3538 nucleotides. The record is from the annotation of a GenBank genome assembly. Lineage: Eukaryota; Dinophyceae; Prorocentrales; Prorocentraceae.